AUGGCCUAUCAAAAAUCUUUUGAAGGAGCUCUUGACAAAGCAAUUUCGAAUCCGCAACUUAAGAUGGACGAGCCUACUUACACCGGAAAAUGCCAAAAGGCCGAGAACACGGGCACCAGAGUCGGAAAUUAUAUUAUUACUCCAGGUUAUUUUGGUCCCUAUGCCCAUGCGUCAAUUUCCCCGGUGCUUCCUCCUCGGUCUACCAUGUUUGAAUGGCAUAAAUCACGUCGCAGAGUACCUGCAACCGUUGAUAAGGUUUUAAUCGAAGAACUCCAAAAGAUGCACAUCGCCAAAAUUCUUGAAGCCCACAAGAAAUCUGCGUUUACUCCUCAAUCAUCAACUUUAAAUGGUCGAUUGCAUCAAAAGUUUCUAGCACAGAAACGCGACUCGAUGUCUGACAGGGAUAGAAAACCAUUCGAAUCCAGAUGGGCUGCCUGCAAUUGA
Molecule: messenger RNA, 444 nt
Organism: Botrytis porri
Lineage: Eukaryota; Fungi; Ascomycota; Leotiomycetes; Helotiales; Sclerotiniaceae
Exons: 3
Coding region: 1-444 (147 amino acids)
Source: RefSeq, a predicted model, not a curated record